AUGGAAGAGCAAGAUCGGGGGGAACUGAUUACAUCUGUCUACGCGGUGCAUUCGGCCCUCAGCCUGUACUCGCAAGGUCGCAAAGGGGAUGAAGGGACCUAUUUCCCUCGAAAUUGGGGAAACUGUUCCAACCGCCGAAAACUCUGGAUCGCUUCUCUCGUCGAGUUGCUCACUCCAGUCGACUUUGAGCAUAUUGUUGACUCAGCCCGGAUGAUCAACAUCGUACCCAUCUCACCCAUUCCAGUGGAAUCAUACGACGCAGCUGGGGAUUUGGCUAUCUUCUCACAGGACCUGCUCGUUACGGGUAAAGAAGUCGAUGCUGCGGGUGCCAGUGGCCACUUUAUGGGUGAAGACAGAGACGAAGACGAGUCAUGUGUAUCUGACGACGCCUAUGACCGUUUCGGCAAUCAAAAACCGCAGAAUGCGUAUAGUCAAGACCUGCCAGAUGGUUGGAAGCAUCUCGCUAUUGACAGGUACGAAGAUCUCUGGGAUGAAUGGAAAUAUCUUGGAUAG
Messenger RNA from Pleurotus ostreatus (oyster mushroom), 513 nucleotides. RefSeq lists its product as uncharacterized. The transcript has 2 exons. The coding region runs from base 1 to 513 and encodes 170 amino acids. The record is from RefSeq and is a predicted model, not a curated record. NCBI's taxonomy places the organism in Eukaryota, Fungi, Basidiomycota, Agaricomycetes, Agaricales, Pleurotaceae.